AUGGAAUAUUAUGAAAAUAGGAAGAAAAAGCGUAAACUACAUUCUGAACAAGCAUCAAAUGAUAAUGAAUUACCUGAUAUUAUUUCUUCAUUUCCACUUCAUAUCGAUUUAAAAUCAAAAGUAACAACAAAUGUAGAAAAUAAUUGUUUAUUAGAAAAACAAACAGAAGAAAAUGAUACGGAAUAUCAAGAUAAUCUUGACAAUAUAAAUCAAAUAGAAAAUAUCAAUAUAGAUGAUAAUGAGAUCACUAACAAGUCAUCUGAUUGUUUAGAAUGCUGGAAUGAUGUUGAAAUUAAUCAGGAAAAUUUAUUACAUUAUUAUACCAACAUUUCAACCAAAGAAUUUUGUUCAAAACUAUUAACUUUAUUAAGGAAUUCUAAUACUUGUAAAUCCCACGCGAAUCAUUUAUUAUCAUUUAUUAGUUCAAUACUUCCAACACCAAAUAAUGUACCAAAGACAAUGAAAAAUCUUUUAAAUCAAUUAGAAAUAGAAAAUAAUAAUUUCAAGAAAUAUAUAUUAUGUACAAGUUGUAAUGAUUAUGUAUCACUUGAGAAAAAAAUUUGUUUCAAAUGUUCAUCCAAUGAUUCCAAAACGUUUGCUUUUAUUUACGAUAUGAAUAUAGAAGAAUAUAUCAGAAACAUUUAUAUACGAUUGAAGAUAGAAAUCGAUCAAUAUCGAAAUCAACUUCGGUUAAUGAAUGAUAAAGAUAAAACUAAUGAUAUAGGAUUUAAUAAUCUUUAUCAACAACUAUUGAGAGAUAAUUUGAAUGAUAAUUUUAUUACAUUUUUAUUACAUCUUGAUGGUAUUAAUUUAUCAAAAUCAUCUAAUAUGAAAAUGUGGUUGUUUUCUGGUUCAAUAAUUGAAUUAAGACCUCAACUACGAAAACAUCGUUAUAACAAUGUUCUUUUUUCUUUUUGGUUUAGCGAUCAAGAACCCAACGUAAAGAUUUGGUUACGAGAUUGCGCAAAUUUGAUCAAACUGAUAAAAAUGAAAGGUCAGAUAUAA
Molecule: messenger RNA, 1005 nt
Organism: Rotaria sp. Silwood1
Lineage: Eukaryota; Metazoa; Rotifera; Eurotatoria; Philodinida; Philodinidae
Source: the annotation of a GenBank genome assembly